Molecule: messenger RNA, 924 nt
Organism: Ruditapes philippinarum (Manila clam)
Lineage: Eukaryota; Metazoa; Mollusca; Bivalvia; Venerida; Veneridae
Exons: 4
Coding region: 81-674 (197 amino acids)
Source: RefSeq, a predicted model, not a curated record
ACAUGCCAUGCCAUUGUUUGUCAACAAUGCGGCCCAUGAUCACGCAAUCUUCCCCGUAAAGCAUUACUAUAAAUAGGGCGAUGCUGCUUUGUUCUUCAUCUUUCAGCAAUAUCUUCCAUUUAUGUGCCGUUGAUCCUGAACAGAAAAGACAAGUCAUGAGGGUAAUACUAAUCGUGACGGUGAUGUUGGCGGUUUGUUGUAUGUCCACUAAUGCCUGGUGGAGCAGACGUCGUGGAUCUACUGCUAGGAGCGAAGUUAGAACAAAUGUACGUAUUAACAAUAAUGGCGCCCCCAGCGGUUCAGGAACAUGGACUAGGACGGGAGAUAACUGGGAGACAUCGGUUACUGGAAAUGUUGAUGCAAAUGGGAACUGGGGAGUUGGUGCGUCAGCAACAUGGCGUUUCAAAAGAAGUGACGAUGUGAAUGAUCAGCAACUUUACAAUGUCUCACUCAAAGUUGAUCCAUGCAACUUUAUCACGUAUGACGUUGAUAAAAAUGACGAAAUUAUUCUUGGAGAAAUGCAUGCUAUAUUCGGUGAUAACGAAAUGGCGCUCAGUCUUUUCCUUGACCUUGAUGAAAACGAAAGUGGGGCCAUUGAAUUAGAAGAAUUUUAUCAGCAAGCGCCAAAGUUUAUUGCAGCCUGUGUUAAUCUUGGCACAGAUGAUGACGAAUAGCUAUAUUCCAAAAAAUAUGUCGAUCAAAGAAAAAGUGUAAUACUGUAGACUGACGACAAAUCUAGACAUUUGAUAUUUGAUUAAGCAAAAAAUUGUUGUAACAUCGUUAUUUAAUUCAUUGAUGAAUUUUGUACACAUAUAAGAUAUAUGCUGGUUAUAAAAUGUUGUUAAAUCUAUAAAAACGCACAAGUAACUUUCUUUAUUUCUCCAUUUCUUGCUUAAAAUCGCAUCAAUAAAGUUUAAACUUUAA